AUGACGCUCCCCAACAACGAGGAUACACCUUACCCAGAGGCAAAGUCCCAACAGACAGCUCUUAUGGACCUCUUUCUUCCCGACUUCAAUAUUGUUUCCAGCACCGCAAGCCAGACCCGUGGUGGCAACCUUAUAGGCUACACUCGGAUUAUAUGCAUCUUUGCGCUAGCUGCUCUAUUGAAGCCGUAUAUAUUUCAGUUAAGUGAUUGGUUCUUAACAUUCUUUCAGUGGACAAUUCACACGAGGCGCUACGAGGAAACGUACAACAUGAUUCGAGGUUGGAUCAUAUCACGUGAAUUAGAUCACGCUGCUCAGUCUGCUCUUGUCACGGUCGGAGCUAGUCCAAUCUGCGUCGAUUAUUCAUACAACAAGAAACCGCUUGAGUGUAUUCCUUGGGGGAGAGAUAUCUACUUCUAUUAUGGGAACAACUUGCUUCCUUAUCGAACCAAACAGGUGGAUCUUGAUUUCCAUAACGAGCAGCAAGUCUCCAUCACUUGCAUUAGCCUAUUUUCCAGUAUCUUGAGAAGAUUCAUGUCGGAGUGCCGACGUGAAGACCUCGAUACAUCCAACAACAAGAUAAUAAUCCAUAGACACCUGGAUAAUAGCUGGGUGGUUAACGCAGCAGUCAAUAUUUGGCCCCUCUCGACAAUUGUUCUACACCCAUCUCUCAAGAAGGCUUUUAUAAAGAAUCUAACGAAUAUUCUUGACCCUGAAACCAAACACUGGUACUCCGAUCACAGAACGCCAUGCAAACGAGGAUAUUUACUCCAUGGACCUUCAGGAACAGGACAAACUAGCCUCAUCUUCUCAAUUGCUAGUGAAAUUGAUAUAAACAUACAUACCUUCAUGGUCCCCAAUAUCGACGAUCAAAAACAGAGAGACCUAUUUGUUGGUCUUCCAAAAAAAUGUCUCACGCCGUCAGAGGAAAUCGACAGACCUAGACCGAUGGGUCCCCGAGAUUCUAAUCCGAAUGAAUCAGAUAGUGAAAGGGACACUGAAUUGCACCAACGAGGGGCAACUGUCUCAGGUGUCUUGAGCACACUCGAUGCUAUUUCUUCCAGGGUCAAUUGGAUACUUAUCGUGACGGCUAAUCACCCUCUUAUACUAAACGAAGAUCUCAUUAGGCUUAGUAGAGUCGACAUGAAGGUCGAAUCGAAGCUCUCUAAUCGGUUCAUUUCCAAAGCAAUAUACAUCUACACGUUUAGGGAACAAGAAGCAACUCCUACGUAUAUGGAAAACCAAGCCACCGCAUUUGCAGCAAAGGUGCCAGAAGGUAAAUCAGUCCAAUAG
Clonostachys rhizophaga is the source of this 1290-nucleotide messenger RNA. Lineage: Eukaryota; Fungi; Ascomycota; Sordariomycetes; Hypocreales; Bionectriaceae. The record is from the annotation of a GenBank genome assembly.